Messenger RNA from Volvox carteri f. nagariensis, 812 nucleotides. RefSeq lists its product as uncharacterized. NCBI's taxonomy places the organism in Eukaryota, Viridiplantae, Chlorophyta, Chlorophyceae, Chlamydomonadales, Volvocaceae. The coding region runs from base 163 to 672 and encodes 169 amino acids. The transcript has 3 exons. The record is from RefSeq and is a predicted model, not a curated record.
UCUAAUUAACCGUUUUGUGUAACGUGGCAGCAAGUCACAGGUUUUCCUCUCUGAAACAGUACUUCUCAGUGUUGCGGUUGAGCUCGAGAGCAGACCGGGUGACUUUCCUGGCUAGCCUGGUUAGCGCAUGUCAUUGGAUCCUCGGUCGUGUAGUCUGUUCCAAUGACUACAAUACGCGAAGCACUCGCUGCAGUCCGCGGAGAGACCGAAGCCACGGUUGCUCCCAUCCUUCAAGCUCUACAAGCUGAAGGUUUUGAUGUGGACGCUGAGGCGGGAGACGCGUUUUGUCUUCUUGACGUUAGUUAUCUGCGAUCACACCUUAAUCUCCGGCAGCUUACCGCCCUGAAGGCAGCCAUCAAAACUGUGCGCCCCAUCGUGAUAGUGGCCCCCCUACACGUUGGUCGUCAGACAACGCUCUGCACGUUGUCUGGCGACCGUGUCUAUGAUGUGCGUGCGCGCUGCAUUGUUGUUAUGUUUGACGACUUAAUGCUGCUCAUGUUGUACAGCGCGCUGAUGCUGGCACCAGCAACGCUGCUGCAGGUGAGCCUUCUGUGCCUGACGUGGGAAGGGGGGAACAGGUUUUGUGGGCUUGGUGUGCCGUUUCAUUUAGGGGUGGAAACUUACGGCGUAAUAGACUUUUUGGACCGUAAGUUACGGUUUGGAGCGUCCUGAGACCAACCGUAAUGCUUUACGGUCCCGUACCAGUGGCCAUUUUCGUGAACCCAAAACAUUUUAGUAAUUAUAGUAACAAUAAAUAACAUUUUUUAGCUGCUACCUCUGUUCACGUGGGUCAUGUGUAACAAUGGCCGAUG